This is a messenger RNA of Puntigrus tetrazona (Sumatra barb), 5872 nucleotides long. RefSeq names its product calcium/calmodulin-dependent protein kinase type II subunit beta (gene camk2b2). Gene Ontology annotation, cellular component: neuron projection; cytoplasm. Lineage: Eukaryota; Metazoa; Chordata; Actinopteri; Cypriniformes; Cyprinidae. Gene Ontology annotation, molecular function: calcium/calmodulin-dependent protein kinase activity; calmodulin binding; ATP binding. Gene Ontology annotation, biological process: protein phosphorylation. The coding region runs from base 255 to 2084 and encodes 609 amino acids. The transcript has 23 exons. The record is from RefSeq and is a predicted model, not a curated record.
GGUGUGAGCUCCGCAGCGCCCUCCAGCGGCGACAACUCGCGGCGGAAAACGAGUGCACUGCAGUUGAACGGCGCAUUCGGCGAGAGGUCGGUAAAGCGGUCGAGCCUGCUCGUCGGCGAGCCUCUCCCUCACUCGAGUCCGUGUCCACGUAGAAGUUUCGUCCUCAAAAACCCCCGCGGGUCGAAGGCACGGGAGAAUAAUCGCAGCGCUGCACGCACAGCUCGGAUAUUACCGCGAACGCCGAGGGCUGAGAAAUGGCAACGACAACUUGCACGCGCUUCACCGACGAGUACCAGCUGUACGAAGAACUUGGAAAGGGGGCCUUCUCAGUAGUGCGACGUUGUGUCAAGCUGUGCACGGGCCAAGAGCAUGCUGCCAAAAUCAUCAACACCAAAAAGCUCUCGGCAAGAGAUCACCAGAAGCUGGAACGGGAAGCCCGUAUCUGCCGUCUGCUCAAGCAUCCCAAUAUCGUGCGGCUCCAUGACAGUAUAUCAGAGGAAGGCUUCCAUUACCUCUUAUUUGACCUUGUUACGGGCGGAGAGCUGUUUGAAGACAUCGUAGCCAGAGAAUAUUACAGUGAAGCUGACGCCAGUCACUGCAUCCAGCAGAUCCUGGAGGCGGUGCUUCAUUGUCAUCAAAUGGGCGUGGUGCACCGAGAUCUCAAGCCGGAGAACCUGCUCUUGGCCAGUAAAUGCAAGAACGCCGCCGUCAAGCUGGCCGACUUUGGCCUGGCCAUUGAAGUGCAAGGGGACCAGCAGGCCUGGUUUGGGUUCGCUGGAACGCCAGGUUACCUUUCCCCAGAAGUGCUACGAAAGGAGGCUUAUGGGAAACCUGUGGACAUUUGGGCCUGUGGAGUCAUCCUGUACAUUCUGCUGGUGGGAUAUCCUCCAUUUUGGGAUGAAGACCAGCACAAACUCUACCAACAGAUCAAAGCUGGGGCUUACGACUUCCCCUCUCCAGAGUGGGACACGGUCACCCCUGAAGCCAAAAACCUCAUCAAUCAGAUGUUGACCAUCAAUCCAGCUAAGAGAAUAACUGCCCAGGAGGCUCUGAAACACCCGUGGGUCUGCCAACGUUCCACUGUGGCGUCCAUGAUGCACAGACAGGAAACAGUCGAGUGCCUGAAGAAGUUCAACGCAAGAAGGAAACUCAAGGGAGCCAUCUUGACCACCAUGCUGGUGUCGCGCAAUUUCUCUGUGGGCAGGCAGACCACGGCUCCCGCCUCCGUCUCUGCAGCCGCCGCUGCGGCCGGUACCACCGCCGGUCUGGUGGAACAAGCAGCCAAGAGCCUGCUCAACAAGAAGGCCGAUGUCAAGCCACAGUCAAACAGUGCCAAAAACAGCAUAGUCACCAGUCCCAAAGGAAACGUCCCUUCUCCUGCUCUGGAGCCUCAGACCACUGUUAUCCAUAACCCAGUGGAUGGGAUCAAGGAAUCUUCAGACAGCAGCAACACCACCAUUGAGGAUGAAGACGUCAAAGGGAAAAGCCUAGAUAGCAGUUCAGUAAAAGCCCCCUCUGAAGUCAGCCAAUCACCUCCGGGCUCCGCCCCCGCCAUCUUCUCUACCAAGCUGACCGACAUCCUGGGCUGCGCUCGUAGGGGCUCUGGACCCUCGGCCGUGGCUGACAGUGAAGCAGCUGCCCACUCCGCACAGUCCCCUCCGCAGACCCCCAUCAUGCAGACACGCAAACAGGAAAUCAUCAAGAUUACGGAGCAGCUGAUAGAAGCCAUCAAUAAUGGAGACUUUGACGCCUAUGCGAAAAUCUGUGACCCUGGAUUGACAUCCUUUGAACCCGAGGCUUUGGGGAACCUAGUUGAGGGAAUGGACUUCCAUAGAUUCUACUUUGAGAACUUGCUUUCUAAGAACAGCAAGCCCAUCCACACCACCAUCCUGAACCCUCACGUGCACCUGAUCGGAGAAGACGCCGCCUGCAUCGCCUACAUCCGCCUCACUCAGUUUGUGGAUGGACAGGGCCGGCCGCGCAGCAGCCAGUCGGAGGAGACUCGCGUGUGGCACCGCCGGGACUCCAAAUGGCAGAACGUUCAUUUCCACUGCUCCGGUGCGCCGGCUGCCCCUCUCCAGUGAAGAGGGGCCCUACAACCGAUACAUUAGAUGCGAGUGCCCUUCACGGAGGUGAAGGACAGGGAGGACUGAUAGGACGGCAGCAGAGGUCCAGUGUCGGAGCGCUCCGAACCCUCUAGCCUUCCCACGCUGGACACGGCCGUCCUCCCCUGCAUGCAAUCCGACAGUAAUCUCUCUACCUGCUGGGCUGCUCUCGACACACCUCCACCCAGCACGCUCCCGACCAACCGACCCAACGUCUUUAUGCCAAGACUCACCACCGACGCAAGAGCAGCACCGCAUAUAUUAAUCACUGAGAGCGUUCAUAGACUCCAGGUUCCCGUCUAGAGUUCUAAUAACCCGCACGAUAGCCUUCUUAUCCACGGUCCUUCGCGCUCGUCUUUACUCGCCUUAUGCCCCCUGUGCCCAGGUACUCCCAAAAUACAGUAGAUCACGUUUUAAUAAAAAUAUCAUUAUUAUUACUAUUGUAUUUAUUGUUAUUGUUACUAAUAUUGAUUAUAUAUGAUUAUUACUUCCGUCAGGAUUCUAAGUAUUGCUGUUGUUCUUGAGAUUGUAUAUUUGAUGGUCAAAUUACUGAUGUUUUGUUUUAAAACACUUAUUUUUUCUUUUAUUAUUAUUUUUUUUUUUUUAGCAUGGAUUUACAUUUUUUUUUUUUUUUUUGGUGUUCAAGUAAUCUGAAGUCUAUUUCGGCAGCGCUGUAUAUGUUUGAGUUCACGGCUCGCUGUUAGAAAUAAAAAAAAGCAGCAGCGCACACACGAUUUUGAGAUUCGAAGCUCAUAGUGAAUAUUCUCACAAAUGUGCUGGCGAUCAGAUUUUCUGUCACCGUGAUCAGCGUUUGUAUUAUCAGGUCACCAAUCAGAUCUCUCGGAGGCAGCUGACAUCAUCACAUCAUUGAGAUUCGCCUCGUAUAUAUCUGCAGGUUGCCAAGUUGAAUUUCCUUCAAAAAGAGCUGUUUGUCUCUAAAUCGGAGAGUAAUCUCAUGUAUUGGCCCUCGAUGACCAGCAGCUGAUGUGUCCUUCUUGUUGACAAUCAGUGCUGAUCUGGUUUUAUGUAAGUUUCGGUGGUCCGUAAGACUAGAAAUGUCUGUUUAAGCUCGUCUUUUUUUUCCUCAAGGGAUCUUGUUGAAGGUUUUGAAAGAGUACAGCAUGUUGUUUUUGAGGGCCUUUGCUGUAAAGCAACAGCAGCUAAUUUACUGCUGUUUCCUGGCCAAGUGUGUUUGAGAUUCAAAUAGCCAUUCUGGAUCCUACGGUGAUCAGAAACCUGUGAAUUUGAUCAUUUUUCUACCUUACUCACACAGAUUCACCUCGACUCAGGCACCUACAGCUAUCAUUCUUUGUUUUGUUUUGUUUUUUCUGUACACGCAGGUACUUUUUAUAUAUAAUUUAUGUGGUGUUAAGGCGAUACUGUUUUUUGUGGGUUUUUUUUUUUUUUUUUUUUUUUUUUACGGGUGUGUGUGUGUGUGUGCGCGCGCAUGUGUACGUGUGUGUGGUUUUACAAUACUAUGACAUUGAUAUCCUGAAUGUGAAAGAAUCGUCACUAUAUUAAAGUGUUGCAAGCCAUAUUGCACAGAGCGAGAAUUUCUGGCGGAUUUGUUAGGAUGUUUUUGUAAUUGUUGUCCUUCCGUCUAGCAGAACUGAAAGACAGUCUUAUGUGAAUUGCCUAGGGGGGCUUUAUGACAACUGGUACGGUUCGUUUUUGAUGUCCUGUCAAAAGAUUUCUCUCCUACUGAAUGUGGGCCGCUACCUGAAGCCACAUGACCUUUGUCGAGGCGGCUCAGUGUGUUGAUUUUUAAGGAAUAGUUCACUCAAAAAUAAGGCUUUGAUGAAAAUUUCCUCAUCUAUACCCUCAGGCGAUACAAGACGUUAACUUCUUUAUCCGAACAGAGUUGAAGAAUUUAAGCAUCACAUCAGUUGCGCACCAAAGGGUCCUCUGCAGUGAAUGGGUGCCGUCAGAAUGAGAGUCUAAACAGCUGAUAAAAACAUCGCAACAAUCCACAAGUAAUCCAUUAUUCCAGUCCACAAAGACAUUUAUUUCCAGCAAUCUUGUUUUGUCCAGUUAAAAGGUCAUUUCAUCUGAAUCGGGAGUGAAAUAUGCACCAAUCAAGUAUCAUUUAUAAGUGAAACGAAUAUGCAUUAUGGACUCUUAGUUAAGCCAGAAGCAAUAGAAUAAAGUUAAAACAAAACUUUAUAAAUUAAAAUGUUUUAAUGGAUUUGUUUCUUACAAACACGCAGCUUUUGGUUUCACAAGGCAUUAACUGAUAGACUGGAGUAGUGUGGAUUAUUGCAACCCUGACGGCACCCAUUCACUGCACAGGAUCCAUUGGUGAGCAAGUGUUGUAAUGCUACAUUUCUCCGAAUUCGUACCAAGGAAACAUCUUGGGUGGCCUGAGGGGGAAACACAUUUUUAGGUGAACUAUGCUUUGAAUUUUACCCUGGAAUGUGACUUAUGUUCAUUUUAAUGAGAGUUUCAAACUCUAUGUAAAUGGUGACAAAUAACACAUCUGCCGCAAACAGCAGUCCGCAUGUCAACGAACCGGUGUCAUUUCUUUCUUAUGUGCGUGUUUAGUAUUGCAGACAAUAAUUGAAAAUAAAACCGCUCAACAGAUAGAUAUCUUGUAAAGACUACCGCUGCAUAGUGUUAACUUAUCUUAUAAGUGGAAACUAUUUGCAUGAACUUCAACUUCACAAUAAUACCUUUUGGUGAAAUUUUUUGUUUCAUUGUUUAUUUUAUACUGAAUGCUGGUGAUUCUAUCUAUUUUCUGAGCUUUGUAAGUGCAUAUGACUAUUUUUGUCUAAACAUGAUGACGAUGGUGAUGACCAUCAUGGUAAAACAACUAUUCUGAUUGUACGGCAUGCUUUUGUAAAGGCAUUUGUUGUUGUUUGAGCAGUGUUGGUUGCACCCAUGGAAAAUGUGAAAUAAUGUGUUUAUUAGCUCGGGUUCGCUGCGGUCACACUAGGUCGCGUUAUGCAUGCGUUUUAAUUACGGAAUGGAUCGUGCUUUGGCUGCCAGUCUGCAAAAGGGACCUCGAAUUACGUCUGUGUUCAGUGUCAUUUAAUCGACGACCUUCAUUGUGCUACGCUCAGAUGCUGUUUAAUCCUUUAGCGGGCGCUCUUUACCACAGCGUUCCGGUUAGAAGAAAAGCGUAACGUUAAAAGACCUCCAAAAGUUCACUCACUGUUCUGCUUGAAAACCGAAACACGAUCUUAACGCACUAACAAAUUGUGAAACCUAAACGUGUAUAUGCACCGAAUAACCACCAAUUGAGUGUUUAAUCUGUUAUCAGCGGAGUUCUCCUCCGAACACAAUGGCCUGUAGGUUGAAACAGUUGAAGUGAUGACUAACGUAAUCUAAUCGGGCCACUAAUGGGAUGCCGGUGUGUGUCUGAGUGUGUUACACAUAAGUGAAAGAGUGAAUCAGUAUUGUGUUUCUCUAGUGGUGACGCAUUGCUGCUCUUACAACAUCAAGCCAAUUGCUAUUUGUAGUAUUCACUUUUUCUCCCAAUGUCUUUUGUAAUAUUUUGCUUAAGUUUAAUGGCUUCACAUUUCUCUGAAGAUCAGCCUUCCAACUCUGACCCUUUUUUUUUUUUUUUUUUGUAUAUAAUCUCAAAUCCUGCAACGGGAUGAUGUGGAUUUUAUUCAGAAAUUAGAUCGUUACGAAAUCUUUGUUUCUCCUGAUCAAUAUUCAUAUCUGUUCUUCCACUGUGCUCUCCCUCUUUUUCUCUCUAUGUGUGCUAUAGGAAAUGUAUUAAGAUGUUAUCAGUAUUAUCAAUAAAAAGACUAUGUCAAAUGGUU